AUGGCUGCUCGCGUAUUACGCAAGUUUUGUUCUCCAACAACUCUUUCACCUUUGAAACAUUAUUUCAGUUUAUGUCCAAGAAAUACAUCUUUAUUUGUAACAAGAAAUGUCUGUAUACGAAUGGCCAGUACAUCCACGUCAAAGGCGAAGGAGAAAAAGGAUGUGUAAGUCAAAGUUCAUACCUGUAGAUUCUUUAUUUUCAUAUUAUGUCCAUUGUUCGUCCCUUAAGGGAACCAAACAAAUGCAAAUCUAAGCCAGUUUUCACCAUCAUUUCUCAGAGAACGGUCUCUCCGCAGUUGUUUACAACAUUAAAUAAGGUUUUUAUCAUAGUUGCAAUCAAAAUCUAAUUAGUUUACUCACUUGUCUAUCGUAAAAUAUGUUCGUAAUAUUCGAAGUCAAGGUUCCUCGAUGACAAACUUAUUUAUCUGUACAGCCACAAGAAAUAGACAUUUGACAUAUUAAAAAUAGGUCCGCACUUCGUACUUGUAUCUAGUGCAAAAUGGAAAUGAACAUGUUAUUAGAUAAUAACAUGCUUACACUGGUGUACUGCACUUCAAAUUUAUUCAGAAAAUAUGCUGGAUAGAUGUAACUGGGUGCAUAGUUGUACCUAAAUGCAGUCGUUUUUAAGGAAAUUGUUUGAUAGUCUAUCUAAUAAUUAUGCUAUGAGUUUUGAGUUUUUGAAGCAAAUUGAUCCAUGAUAGAGUUUGUCAACCAAUAAGAAGCAAAACUGAAACCAAUUAUGACUACCAAACAGGAUUUUUUUUAAUAUUUAAGCAACAGCAAAUACAAUUUUGGUAUUAAACCAGUUUUUUGGAAAUUUUGGUGCAAAAAAAACAAACAUAUUUCAGCACAAGGGUUUCUAUAAAAUAUUUAAUUCUCAUGCAAAACAAAGAUAGAUUCAAUUUGGGUACAAUUUGUGAGGAAUUAUGAUCAUAUUGGGGCAUUACCAUAUUCGGCAUACAAAAUGAAAUGGAGAGUAAAUGAACACAAGGAAUUUUAAAAUUAAAUCAAAAGGAAUAUACAAAUUAUGCCAUGUGUUAGUUCCUGAGGGGUGGAUCGUCCUGCAGAAAGUAAGUAAAAUCUUGAAGUCUAUUAAAACACUGGCCAUGUAGUACUGAUCGUGUGUGGAUUAAAAGAAAAGUAACAAUGAAAAAAGUCUUAAAGUUGAUUAUGAAGGUGAAAUGGGAACAGGUAUGAUCAAAAGCCCUUUUUGAAUCAGUAACUUUGUGAACACUGGUUUGCUAAUAAAUAACCUUGCUGUGCUUCCUCAGUCCCUCUCUAAGACAUGGCAGUCUACAAGAUGCAUGGUAAUUUGGUAUUAUCAUCGAUAUUGACAAGGUAAAUUGGCCACCAUAAAGAGUUUUAAAGCUGAGGUUUUGAGCAUUAGCCUUUAAUCAGAGGAAAUGGAGGAAUUGUGGGUUGUGUGUGUGUUUAUAUGUGGAAAAUGGAGCUAUGUUCCAAUGGUGAGAACAUGGUACCAAAAAACCAGGGAAAAUUAGUUGAUUGAAAAGCAUUUGUUAAUACCAUGGGGAUUAAGAGUGCCGAUUUGAAAGGUAAAUUUUUGUUCUAGAUUUUUGUGUCUUUCUGAACUGCCUUGAAGCAGGGAAAGGUUGCAAACUGCCAAUUAUGCUGUUUGGAAUGGGUGAUUGCAGUGUCUAGCAACUAGUUUCGAUAUGUCCUUUAUUUCUUUCUAUGUCAUGAAGGUGUUCUCAGAAUCAGUGACACCUAGUUGUCUUCUUGUUUCACCAGUGUUAACUUUUUGCAUGGUUCUCUAUGACAAUAACCUUAAUUCUUGUCAGGUUGUCUUCUUCGAAUUCAAUUGGUCUGGAAUAUCCCUCUGUUUGCUCAAGGAGUUUCACUUACUAAAUAAGGAUUUCUGAUUCAACACAACAGAUAUUGGGACAAACACAUGUUGUUGCUACAUCACUGGUCAUGCAUUCUUGUCAUAUUUGUGUUGUGCAAUGAAUGCUUACUUCCUGUACCCUGUCAUGUACUAUAAACUUCACAGAAACCAUUACGGCAUUGUGUCAUUAUGUUAUUUGUUGUCCUUAAGUACUUAAACAAUCUCUUACCACUCCUGCAAAGUGUCUAGUUGCUGUGCACUUAGGACACAAAAAUCUUCUUGCCUGUGGUGCUGGUAUGCUCAAGUCUGAAAUGAAGCAAAUUAAAGCAAAAUAAACUUUUGUAGUAAAAACUACUUAUCCACAAGGAAAAACCUUGUCUGAAUUUACAUUAGUCUCAGUUUGUGAAGAGAGAUUAUUCCAUGCAAAGAGUGAUUGUUUUGAUGCAUCAUGACGAGUAAAUAAAAAUUGUUCAAGCUUUUUCCAGGGUAUGAUGUUUUUAUCCCGCACAUACUGAGGUUUUUCUUACUGACCGACAUAUUUCAUAGAUUGGAAGCCAUUUGUUGCCCUCCACUUUUAAGUACUAUUGUUUGUGUCUUUGACUGGAUGAACAAUGUAUCUUCACAGUCCUUUGUUUAAUAUGUGUGAAAUAAGUUAAAUAACGAUUUGAUUACAAUUAUUAAAUAUAACAAUAUGAUGAAAGUAGUAUGAUAAUAUAAUAUACUUACCUAAGCCCAAAUAUACUUACCUAAGCCCUCUGGGUUGAAAAAGAAAACAGCUGCUAAUUGUAAUGGGUAACAUGGAUCCUUUUGUGUUGUAUCAGCCUCACUUCUUGAGGAUUCACCUUAAGAGUUGUGUUCAUCAUGAUUUACUUGUACUUAUUGGUUUCUUGCAUCAACCAGAAGUUCUCAGUUUCAUCAUGCAGUGCAUUAUGUCCUGUUGGUAUGCUGUAUGUAAAACAAACAAAAAAGUAGUUAAUAUGGAAAUUUUGGCCAUUCAAUCUUUUUUAAGAACUCCUUGAGAAAAAGGAAAAAGGUUUUGAGUCCCUGAAAGGUUAAAAAAAUAAGAUAAAAUUACUUAAGCCCUUUAACCCCUUAGAGUGACUAGCAUCUCAUUUCUCCUUAUAAUAUCACCCUUGAAUUAAACAUUCUCAUAGAAAUAGGGGAAAUGAUCACCAACUAAAGCAGCUCUUAUUAAACAGUCUCCUUGUCAGCACCUUAGGAAAUGUAGAGGAAACAGUAAAGGAGAAAAUGUAUACUGAUGUUAGGGUGGAGAGGGUUUAGGGAGCUAGUUUUAGUUAAAAGUAUCAGAGGUUUUGAGACACCAAAGCUUCAAAAUAUGGAUUUAACAGUACACUCUGUUUCUUGAACUUUGGUAAUUCUGACCAUUUUUACCUCUUUUUCAGGGUGACAGUAAGUUUUAUUGAUAGAGAUGGAGACAAAAUGACUGUUAGUGCGAAAAUAGGAGAUAGUUUAUUGGAUGUGGCAAAAGACAAUGAUCUUGAUUUAGAAGGUAAGUAUGCAGAAUUCUGUCAUUUGAUAAACUUUAAAGAAAUGCCUUCUCUGUAUGUUCUUUUAAUUUGAAAGCCUUCUCUUCCAUUCCUUUUAAUUGUAUUUAAUACAAGUACAUGUGCCAUGAGGUUCAAAUGAGGCUGAAUUGGUUUCCUUUAAACUAUACUUUCUGACAAGCACUGUCCCUUUCCUGUUAAAUUAUCACUUCUUGGGUUGAAAAGGAUUCAUCACUUUUCCACUUGUCACUAAACCCUUUACACCUUGCCAUCAGGGUCUUGCUGUUCAAAUGGCAGACAACAGUAUCCAACAGAUAAACUGCUAUCCAGUGGAUAGGAGUUAACAAAAGUGUUGUGCUAUACACUGGACAUAGAUGUAUAUCCAGUGGAUAGCAUUAUUUUGAUCCUUCAAAAACUGAGUCCAGUUUGAAUAUUCUCCAUACUGUAUUAAUUACAUUUCCUAUGGUGUGGACAAAGAAAGUUUGUUUAACAAUCAAGAGCUUUUGUAGUUGUUGAUCAUUGAUUUUUCCUCUAUUCCUGUGACCUUAAUGUGUGGCUUGAUUCAGGGGUGAUAUUCAGUGUAAGGAGGAAAUUAGAUGCUAAUCUUUAUUAGGGGUUUAAAGGGUAUAGAUCUUGCUGAUUACUGAGUGUUUAUUGAUCAACCUAACAUUGGUCAGAAGUCCUGGUGGAGGGCAUUUUAUUGGGCCAUUUCUCUAUAAGGUGUCAGCUGCUUAAACUAGACAAAGCAGUAAACUACCACUCUUGAUCUGAAAUAAAUUUUUUUAUAUUAUUUUAAAUUUGAUUUUUUUGAAUGGCUGGCCACUAAAAAUAUAUCAUUCUGGAGAACACUUGAUGACUAUGCAGUGAUUUCAUUACAGGUGCUUGUGAAGGGACCCUGUCAUGUUCUACUUGUCAUUUGAUAUUUGAACCUGAAGAAAUGAAGACAUUGAACUUGGAUGACCCAUCAGAUGAGGAACUUGACAUGCUGGACUUAGCAUAUGGACUGGAAGACACGUAAGUUCACUGUUUCCCAGCCAUGUUUUGACUUAUGAAUAAAUGAGUAAGUUACUAAAGAAAUUACAAUGCUGCAUCAGUGGGGUAGUGUAACAAGGUAAUAUGGUAUCAUCAACUAAGUUGAGAACCUGAAUUGGCCACCGUUAAGAGUUCCUGAGGUGACAUUUCAAGCAUUAACUCUUUAUCAGAGCAAAUGACAAAGGGGUUACACUUGAAAUGUUAGUUGUGAAACUCUUUAAUAGUGGCUAAUUUAUGUUAUCAACUCAGUUGAUAACACCAAAUUAACAUAUUUUUAAGGGAGGUGAAGGUCAGAACAAUUUGAGAGAUGAAGUAAGAAGUAAAAAAUCCAAAAGAUUACAGUAAAUGUACAGCAGCUACUGUAAUUAAAUGUGGAUUAAACUAGAAGAACUUGAUUUUGUUACAAAGAAUUAAUACACAGCAGCUUCAAAAUAGUUGUGUGGUUUGGACAAUGGGACACUUCUGGGUUUUUGACCUUCUUUUAUGGGUAAAGUUUUUCAGAAAAUGUGCUAAAGGGAACUGAAAACUGCUGAGAGUUAGCACAAAGUGUGUAUUGUAGAAGGUUGGCAUUAUCCAGGGUAAAAUUUGUGGUGGAUGUUUAACAGAAAUCCAUGGGAAUGGAUUUGGUUCAAGCCAGUUGAAGGUUUGAGUUGGAAAGAGUUUGAGGUAUCAUGAGUCAAUAUAGCUAAAAAAUUAACAGUUCUCCAGUAGAGGAGGUAAUUAGACACAUGUAGACAAUUUGCAACUACUGUUAGUAGGAAAUGUUGAGGCUUUUGUGGCUUGAAUGAGUGAUCUGGGUACAGCUGACUCUAAUGACAUUUCAUUCAUUUCCCUCAGCAAAAUUUCUAUACUCAUUUGUUUGCAAUACUUUGUGUUGCCUUUUGUUUAUAUUGUUCAUUCAAGGAGUAUAAUUUUGCUUUCUACUUUUUUUAGGUCUCGUCUUGGCUGUCAGAUCAUUGUUACCAAGGCCUUUGAAGGAAUAACUUUGAGAGUGCCAAAAGCCCACAGAGAUGUCCGUGAUUUCUGACAGAAUCCAUCCACCUGAGAAAGAACUCUUCUGCUUUAUUGAAUAACAAUUUACAACUUAUACCUCUCUUACGUUGCACAAUUUGAAUCCAUUUUUACACAGUCUCAGGUACUUAGUAGACUUCUAGGUCUAUAUCCACCUCUACCUCCUUCAUGACUGUAAAAUUUUGUACUACACGGUUUUAAUUAUGAAAUGUAGUAACAGGAUGAUGUGAUGCAUUGCGGGUAUAUUCUCUACCAAGGCCUGAAUAAGUAACAAUUCAGAGCAUGGCGGUGGCCUCACAGUCAGUGCAGUGGACUCUGGGUCAAGAGGUCUCAUUUCGAGACCUUUAUUCUUAAACCCAUAAAGGUGACUAGCAUCUAAUUUCUUCUAACAAUAUCAGCCCAGAAUCACACAUUAAGGUCAUGAGAAUAAAGGAAGUAAUCACCAACUAAAGAAGCUCUUGAUUGUUCAACAAAUUCUCCUUGUUUAAGCACCGUGGGAAUCUAUGGAGAACAGUAUGGAGAAUAUGCAUACUGAUGUUAGGAUGUGAAGGGUUAAAGCUGGGUCUUUGUGUUGUGUUGUGCUGUGAAAACACUUCAGUUUCACAGUGCCUCUCUUCACCCAGGAGUAUAAAUGAGUACUGAUGAAUUGUCAGGAGAGCCUGAUGAAAAUAUUGGGGAUAAUCUUGUGUUUGACUGGCAUCCCAUACUAGGUGGGAGUUGUGAUACUCCUUGUUGUUACAUGCCAUGGAAAUGGGGAUAAGCACUGGCUGGAUGGGCCAUUGGGCUCAACUACAGACUGGCCAUCGAAAUUUAAGCAGAGGAUUCUACAUAGUAGUGGGAUAAUUCUCUGGUCUCCAUUGCUAAAUGAACACCAUGUGGAUGUACAAGCCAAAAUAUCCAUUAAGCAAGGUGUUACCUUUCAUCUUUACAAAGCUAUGCUAAAAUAAAGAAACCUUGACGC
Messenger RNA from Pocillopora meandrina, 6352 nucleotides. The record is from the annotation of a GenBank genome assembly. NCBI's taxonomy places the organism in Eukaryota, Metazoa, Cnidaria, Anthozoa, Scleractinia, Pocilloporidae.